GUCUUGUUUCUUGGGGACAGUUAAUGACGCCGUACUUCAAGCGCCACAGUUUGAACUUUCCUCACAACACAGUAUCGGACGGAAUUGUUAAAAUAUUAACUUAAUUACAGACACAAUCAACUCAAAAUGAAAUUCCGAGCGAAGAUGGUAGACGUAGGCUGCCUUAAUCACUUUACUCGUGUGGUGAAUACAAUAUCGAAAUUGACGAAGACUUGCACGCUGCGACUCACCACCAACAACCUCUUUUUCAUGCUUUCUGACAAAGUGGCCAAUGGUGGCGUCAGUAUGUGGUGCGAGUUAUCUCAGGCGAACUUCUUUGAUGAGUUUCAACUGGAGGGAGUGUCGGCGGAGGCUAACGAGAUCUACCUGGAGCUCCAGCCCGAGUACAUGUCCAGGGCUCUGAAAACGGCCCAGAACGCCAAGUCCCUGAAGAUCAAGUUAACCAAGAAGCACUGUCCUUGCCUCACCGUGGCAGCUGAACUGCCCUCUGUGUCCAGCGUCAGUCGACUUGUCACGCACGACAUUCCCGUAGACGUCAUUCCCAGAAGGCUGUGGCAGGACUUCAAGGAGCCCAGCGUGCCUGACUUUGACGUUAGUAUAUACCUGCCACCUCUGAAGACAAUGAAGAAUGUGGUGGAUAGAAUGAAGAACCUUUCAAACCAACUGGUGGUGGAGGCAAAUCGAAAUGGUGAGAUGAAUCUGAAGAUUGAAACGGACCUGGUGUCUGUCUCCACGCACUUCAAAGAUCUUGGAAACCCUACCUGGAGCGAUGACGCUUCUCAGGGCCAAAGCCAAGGCAGGGCCCCAGAAGCCAUGGCCCACGCUCGCGUCGAUAUCAAGAAGCUUCAGCAGCUCCUCGCUGGGCAGCAGGUCAACCCCAGCAAGGCCAUGUGCAACAUUGUCAACAAGAGGAUGCUUCACUUCAUUCUGCUCCAUGAAGACGUAUCUCUGCAGUACUUCAUCCCCGCAAUGGCCUGAGAAGAGGAUUCUGGGAUACAAGACACCUGAGAAGCACUUAAACUCUGGCUCAGUGGGUAGGAAACCAUGAGAGAGCUACCAUCCCGCAGGUUUUCAUUUCAACCCUAAUUUGACACUCCUGAUUUUACUAAUUAGCAGCUCAAGGAGAUCUCUAGCUGUUGAGUGAGGUGUGCUUUGUUACAGUUGGAGUGAAAACCUGCAGGGUGGUAGAUCUCCAGGGACAGGGUUGGUUAUAACUGCUCUGGCUGAAGAACAGAUGACGCACUUGGUACCUGUGGCCAUACUGGCUGGACUUGCCUUUGUGUCUGCAUGGAACCAGCAGGCAGUGUAGAAAUGGCAUCCAUUAGAGUUUCUUAAAGGGAAUUCUUUUUUUUUUCUUUUUCUUGAACAACUUUGCCCUCCUAAUUUUGAAUGGAACACUAUGUUAUUGAGUGGAUGAUUUAAUGGUUGUUGUACUCUAAAGUACAUUUGGAUUGAAAUCUUGGAUCCUCAAUGUAGAGCAAGGUCAAUAAAUGUUGUUCUUCCCAGGUUGCUUAUCUAAGUUAAUACCUGUGGUGUGUGUGUGUGUGUCUCUCGGGCAGGCUGUCUUUACAGUAAUGGGUCCAUGUCGAAAAGCUUAAAGGUGUGUGUGUGUGCGCUGCUUUGUGUUUUCAUUUGAAAUAUGACUUCAUUGUAAGAUAUUUAUACUGUGUAAACAUGAAAUAAAUACAGAAUUUUCAUAUA
This is a messenger RNA of Anguilla rostrata (American eel), 1701 nucleotides long. RefSeq names its product HUS1 checkpoint clamp component (gene hus1). Gene Ontology annotation, cellular component: checkpoint clamp complex; site of double-strand break; nucleolus. Gene Ontology annotation, biological process: meiotic DNA integrity checkpoint signaling; nucleotide-excision repair; mitotic intra-S DNA damage checkpoint signaling. Bases 127 to 978 code for a protein of 283 amino acids. The record is from RefSeq and is a predicted model, not a curated record. Lineage: Eukaryota; Metazoa; Chordata; Actinopteri; Anguilliformes; Anguillidae. The transcript has 8 exons.